Messenger RNA from Cornus florida, 1844 nucleotides. RefSeq names its product B3 domain-containing protein Os01g0234100-like. The coding region runs from base 1 to 1266 and encodes 421 amino acids. The record is from RefSeq and is a predicted model, not a curated record. Gene Ontology annotation, molecular function: DNA binding. The transcript has 6 exons. NCBI's taxonomy places the organism in Eukaryota, Viridiplantae, Streptophyta, Magnoliopsida, Cornales, Cornaceae.
AUGGCAAUAGUUGGCAUUGUUAUGUCAUGGGUUAUAGAGGUAACUAAUGAUAAACCAAAGAUUUCCAAAAGUGAAGGGGUAGGAGCUAUAAUCUGUCUCCAAACCAAGGCAUCUGUCAUAGAGCGAGCGCAAGAGGUUGAAGCAAAUUUAGUAGCUGACUUCCCUAGCUUUGUGAAGCCUAUGCUUCCAUCACACGUUACUGGUGGAUUUUGGCUGGGGUUACCCAAGCGAUUCUGUAACUUGCAUUUGCCGAGGCAUGACGAGACUGUCAUUUUGUUGGAUGGAAGUGGAGAAGAGUACAGGACAAAGUAUCUGGCGGAUAAGAAUGGACUGAGUGGUGGAUGGAGAGGCUUCUCCAUUGCACACAAAUUACUUGAGGGAGAUGUUUUAGUUUUCCAAUUGAUUGAACCUUGCAAAUUUAAGGUGUACAUUGUUAGAGCAAAUGACUUGACAGAAAUUGAUGGGGCUAUUGGUCUUCUAUGUUUAGAUGCUUGUGCAAAACCGAUGGAUAUUGAUCAAAUAGAAAACAACGCGAAACAAAAGGACGUGGAGAAAUGGUUGCAGCCAAUUCCGCUAGACCAUCAUCAAGAAAAUAUUAAAAAAGAUGGCGUGAUGGUGCUAAGUGACCUUGGACCUCCUGCAUCAGAUCAGUCCAUAGACAACGGUGAUCAGGCCAUAGACAACGGUGAUUAUACUAGCUUUGAAGGCAUCAGGUUUUCGGAAUCCACUGUUGAUUUUAAAGAUGUGAAGUGUUUUGAGAAUUUCACCAUUCUCGUGGAUGGUUUAGUUAUGGAUUCCCAGGUACCUCAACACCUUCGUGUCAAGUAUUAUGAGCUUUGCCGUAGUCAAGAAGCAUUUCUUCAUGAUCACCUUGUCAAGGGCCUAAACUUUAACUUAGCUGCUGGCAUAAUUUCUGAAACUGUCAACAUCGCGGAUGCAAUUAGAGCUUCCAAGCCAACAACCUCUCAGGAUGAUUUCACAACUUGGGACCGGACUCUAAAAGCAUUUGAGGACUUGGGCAUGAAUGUUGGGUUCCUACGUGCUCGUCUUAAUAGGCUUUUGACCCUCGCAUAUGAAUCGCAGAAGGUUAUAGAAUCAAAGAGAGUCGAAAGAAUUCAAGCUGUAGAGGAGAUGAAAACCCUUGAAGCACAGCGUUUAGAAGUGGAACUGGUGAUAAAAAGUCUAGAUGCUGAGAUUGAGUCCAUGAAGUUAAAAGGGGAGAGGCUAGAACUCAAGUUCCAGGAAGAGGCUAAUGCAAUAUGGUGAAGGAUCAAAAUCCUCGCCUGUGCAACAGUAAACCGGCCCCCUCCAGUUAGUGAUAUGGGAUGCAAACCUAACAUUACAACAUUUCCCUAACGUGCAUCACUAACUUGAGGGGACCAGUUUGUUGUCGUGCAGGAGAGGAUUUUAGUCCAUAUGGUGAAAAGCUCUCUCUGCUUUUUUUUGGGUUGAUGUGUAGAUAGUCUUUUUUGUUUUUGGAGUUGCACAUGCAUCAUCAACAUGCUAGUAAUGAGGGGACUGGUUUAUUGUUGUGCAGGAGAAGAUUUUAGUCCAUAUGGUGAAAAGCCCUCUCUACUUUUUUUGGGUUCUGAUGUGUAGAUAGUCUUUUUGUUUUUGGAGUUGUACGUGCAUCAUCAAUAUGCUAGUAAUGAGGGACCGGUUUACUGUUGUGCAGGAGAAGAUUUUAGUCCAUAUGGUGAAAAGCCCUCUCUAUUUUCUUUUGGGCACCGAUGUGUGGAUAGUCUUUUUGUUUUUGGAGUUGAACGUGCAUCAUCAAUAUGCUAGUGAUGAUCUAUACUGAGGAACUAAGUUCCUGCAUCUAAAUGCUGUAAUUUUUGCUUUUU